AUGCAAGUUCCAGGUAAUGAUCGAUAUUAUGCAUAUAAAAGUUCUACAACACCUAUGAAAGUAAAUACAAUCAUUCCACUGAUAUAUGAAACCAUAAAAGCUAAAGUAAAAUAUGAGCUGGAUCAAGCAGAUUUCCUAAGUUUAAUUAGUGAUGGUUGGACCUGUCAGCACACCAUUCAAUCGUAUUACAGUUUGACUGCUAGAUUUGUAACACAUGAGUUUACAGUUAAACAUGUCAUCUUACAAGUUACACACUUCCCUGAGUUGCACACAGGGCACAAUAUAAGUAAAUUCAUAAAUGAAGAGCUACAAUCAUGGGAAAUUCCCCAUGAAAAAAUUCAUGCAGUUUUAACUGAUAAUGCAGCCAAUGUAAUGGCUGCCAUUAAAGAGUCAAACUUGGGCGAUAAACAUCUUCCAUGUCUGAUACAUACUUUACAACUUUGUAUUCAGAAAAAGAUCUUUAGAGAACAAAGAACAGCAAGUGAUGCAAUAGCUGUUUUUCGAGCAUUAGCAGGACAUUUCCACUACUCAUCUAGUGUUGUGGCUAAACUAAAGGAAAUUCAAAGUCAACUAAAAUUGCCAGAGCAUAAUAUAAUUCAAGAUGUUUCCACAAGAUGGAAUUCAACAUACUAUAUGCUUGAGAGGUUCAUUGAGCAGAAAAAAGCUAUUACAUUGUAUUGCAUUACCAGAAAUCUAACAAAUCCAAAAAAUCCUACGGAAAAUCAAUGGCAACUUGCUGAAAUGCUUGUAUGCAUAUUAAAACACUUCGAAAGUACUACAAAAGACAUGAGUAAAGAAACUGUAUGUAUAUUAGAGAUUAUACCAUUUAUCUAUGCAAUGGAAAUGUUUCUAGACUACGCUUUUGACACAGCUACUGAAAUCAAAACUGUUGUUGAUGAACUUAAGAAAGAUUUUAACUGUUGUUUUCAAAAAUACAAGGAAAAUGUUGAUCUAAAAAUAGGGAUGAUGCUUGAUCCUUGUUUCAAGUUAAAGUUUGUUGAAGACAAGAAUCAUAAUAUGUUUAAAGAAAUACUCCAUCUAGAGUUCUAUUGUUUUUGUUCUAAAUUUCAUUUAGAACAAGUAAAAGAAAUUGAAUUUGGUGUAGCAAGAGGUAGUGGAUCAGACUCAGAAGAAUCAUUAAGUUCAUUUUCAGAAUCUAAAAUUCAUGAGUCCGACUCAGAUUUUGAUGGCUAUGGCUUUCCAUUAAAAAAAACAACUAAUGAGCAUGGACAUAUAUAG
This is a messenger RNA of Hydra vulgaris (swiftwater hydra), 1239 nucleotides long. The record is from RefSeq and is a predicted model, not a curated record. NCBI's taxonomy places the organism in Eukaryota, Metazoa, Cnidaria, Hydrozoa, Anthoathecata, Hydridae.